Anoplophora glabripennis (Asian longhorned beetle) is the source of this 1596-nucleotide messenger RNA. It is a transcript of the gene Gmppa, whose product is annotated as mannose-1-phosphate guanyltransferase alpha-A. Gene Ontology annotation, biological process: biosynthetic process. The transcript is spliced from 7 exons. The coding region runs from base 103 to 1380 and encodes 425 amino acids. Gene Ontology annotation, cellular component: cytoplasm. NCBI's taxonomy places the organism in Eukaryota, Metazoa, Arthropoda, Insecta, Coleoptera, Cerambycidae. Gene Ontology annotation, molecular function: transferase activity. The record is from RefSeq and is a predicted model, not a curated record.
UACAAAUUUUGAAGGAAUGUCAAUAACAUUACGUGUCUAUUAUGAUAAGAUCUCUAAAUUGGUGAAUCUGAGCUGGUUAAUGAAUCAUUAACUCUUCGAAAAAUGUUGAAAGCUGUUAUUUUAAUAGGCGGUCCCCAAAAAGGAACCCGGUUUCGACCACUAUCGCUCGAUAUACCAAAACCCCUGUUUCCCGUUGCCGGUCUACCAUUAAUACAACAUCACGUGGAGGCAUGUGCGGCUUUAGAAAAUUUGAAGGAGAUCCUGCUGAUAGGAUUCUACCCGGUAGCUCAAAUACAACAGUUUGUGAACGACAUGCAAAAACAGUACAAUGUAACCAUCAAAUACCUACAGGAAUUUAUAGCUUUAGGUACUGCAGGUGGUUUGUACCACUUCCGUGACCAAAUCCGAUAUGGAAACCCCGACGCGUUUUUCGUUAUGAACGGAGAUAUCUGUGCUGAUUUUCCCUUGGGGGAGCUGUACCGAUUUCAUAAGGAACAACCAGAAAAAUUCCAGAAAAAGGCGUUUGUGACAAUAAUGGGGACAGAAGCAACAAGGCAGCAGUCAUUAAAUUAUGGUUGUAUGGUAACAAAUAAAGAAACUGAUGAGGUUACUCAUUAUGUGGAAAAACCGAGUUCGUAUGUUUCUACGUUGAUCAACUGUGGAGUUUAUGUUUUUUCAUUAGACAUCUUUCACAUCAUUGCGGAAGCCUUUAAUGCUAAACAAGAAGAAUACUACAGAAAUGGUAACGGCAACCGUGAGACGGGCUACAUCCAGCUUGAACAAGAAAUUCUCUCCCCCUUAGCCGGGACGGGGAAAAUGUUUGCAUUACAGACCAACAACUGGUGGUCCCAACUGAAAACAGCUGGUUCCGCAAUAUACGCCAACAGACAUUACUUAGAAUUGUAUAAAUUGAAGCACCCCGAGAGAUUGUUUACUCCUAGCGGUGAAGGGAGCUGUAAAAUCAUUCCCGACGUGCACAUCGACCCGACGGCGUCCAUUCAUCCCACUGCUGUGCUGGGACCAAAUGUCAGCAUCGGACCCGGAGUCACAGUCGGGCCCGGCGUAAGGAUAAGAGAAAGUAUAAUCCUGGCGAACGCCACCAUCGAGCCGCGCAGUUUGGUUAUCCACAGCAUAAUCGGCAGGGGGUCCAGGGUAGGUCAGUGGGCAAGAGUCGAGGGAACCCCGUCGGAUCCCGAUCCCAAUAAGCCCUUUGCCAAGAUGGACAAUCUACCCCUCUUUAAUAGCGACGGGCGAUUGAAUCCCUCCAUUACAAUUUUAGGUUGCUCGGUGAGUGUACCUUCCGAAACCAUCCUGUUAAAUUCUAUCGUUCUUCCAAACAAAGAACUAUCUAGGAGUAUAAAAAAUGAAAUUAUUCUGUAAAUUUAAGAUGUGCAAUUUUUUAUUAUCUGUUACAUUUUUCCUAUUUUAUAGAUAUUUUUAUACAUCACAGAAAUGUACUAUAGUAUAUUCAGGAUGGACUCACAAUUUUAAUUGUUUAUUUUUUAUAAGUAUUUGUAAAUGUCAUAUUUUAUUAUUUUUUAUAUUAAUCGGUAUAUAUUUCAACUAAUAGCUUUAAAAUACAGUCAAUUACCUUUA